AAUAAACAUUUUUUUAAUUGCAAAUCGAUCAGAUAAAAUGCAGAAUAAAACAUCUGACUCUCGUUUAUUUAUGAAAAAUAGUUUAGAUCACAAAGAAUUAACAAAUAAUUCUUAUUAAAUAAUUAGUAAGAACGUCGGUGGGCCUGAUACCCCUAGAAUAAUCCCGAAUAAUAAACAGUACAAGUUAAAAUUUAAUAAAUUAAAUCGACAUUUGUGCAGACAUGUAUAAUACUUCCAGUCAUGACAUGUAAAAUCUUUUCAUGGGGUUUUCAAAAUAGCUCAACAGUAUUUUUCGAGAUUUUGCCAUAAAAAUACUUUGACAUUUCUCUCGCUUAUUUGCUAUGGCACCAAAAAAAGUUUUCCAGUUUGAAUGUUUUGAAUUAAAAUUUUAUAAUGUUUUUAAACGUGAUUUUGAUAUUUUGUUUGUAAAGGAGUAAAAAUAUUAUUAAUUCUUUACUCAAUGUUUUAAAUUCCUAUCAACAUUUUUUUCUUUUGGAGACAAAUACAAAAUAAAUUUUUGUCAAAGUUACGUCAUUGUUAUAGCAAAGGAGUGAUAUAUUAAUGUCCAUUUCCUCCGAUGUAGAUUAACUUUGAUCUCUGUUUACAUAACUUAUUUUUUAUCUUUAAUUUUUAGAAAAAGAUAAAGAGCAAGUUAAUCGAUAAUAAAGUUCACUUAUGUUGAUAAAAAUAGAUAUACGUGCAAAUCUUUGAUUAUGAUUAUAAUAUACAUGUAAUUUUACGAAGUCGAGUUACGAAAAUCGUGAUUUCUGCAAGCUCUAUAAACGAUGUAUUAUUUUUAUCGCUAAAUUAUAAGAUCGUUUAAUGUUUUGCGAUGUAUUUUAUAACACAUUGACUUUCUCACUACAUUUAACCGUACAUAAUAGUAAACUGGUGUUUUAAUUUACAAAUAAAAUUGCAAUGUAACGUUAAAUGUUAAGAUUUUCUUAUCUAAAACACAGUAUCUCGAAGUCGUAAAUUGGCAAUAAAAACAUGCAGCGCAUUGGUUUGAGUGUCUUUGUCGAUGCGCUGUAAAUUAAACUUGUACCAGUGAAAGAAAUAGACAGAUCAACAUACAUGAAAUUGAUGAUGCCAUCCAUAUUAUCUAUACUAGGAAAGUCGCAUAGAUAAAAUGGCUUUAAGGAGGCAGCUUUAAAAGAGUCUACAACUUUAAUGUCCAUUUCCACCAAUGUAGUUUAACUUUGAUGUUAGUUUAACUUACUCUUUCUUUUUCUAAUUCUUAAUACCAGAUAAGGAAUAAGUUAAACCGAGAUUAAAGUUAAUCUACGUCGAUGAAAAUGGAUAAAAGAGAUGAGAGAGAUUCGCGCUCGUGGGAUACUCGCAGUUGUCAAUUUUACGAAAAAAAAAAAAAAUUAUAAAGCGAAAACAACUCGAUAACAUGCACAUUCGCUAGUACUAGACUGCGUUAUCUCUGAUUAAAUAGUACUAUCAGUACAAUACAUGUUAUAUGAAAGAGAUAAGUGUAAAUCACUUCUCGCAGAUAAGAUCUCGUGAAAGAGUUAUGCAUAUCAUAUUGCUCAUUUUCGCUAUGAUAUUCGAAAACAAUUUUUGUAGUUUGAAUUUUGAAUUAUUAUUUUAAAUUAUUAAAAUUUUGUUAUAGUUUUUAAAUACAAUUUUUGUGUUACGAUUUGACUCGACUGAUUACAGAGAAAUAAAAGUGUCAUUAGAUAUUCAUUCAGUGUAAUUCUCAUCGAAAUUCUGUUUUCUUUGCAGACAAUUUAAAAGUUACAAUUAUUGUAACAAAUGAGCGAUAUACGAAUUCUAUUAAAUGAAAAGAAUAACGAUAGUCUUUUUUUUCGCAUCAAUGUCUAAUGCGAAAAUACUUUUAAUAGCUAAUAAUCUAUAUUUGGAACUAGAUAAAAACCCGUUUUCUCUUUUUUAUCGAACAAUAAAGCCACAAAUGCCGCUAAUUUAAUAAUGCUGUAAUUUCAAGCUGUUUAUAAAUUAUUCAUGAGACCCUCGCAAACUUUGAAGAACAGUUCGUUUGUCGACAAGUUUCCGCGGAGACUCAAUCGACAUAACAUGAGAAACAACUGAAACAGUAUUAUAAUCCGCAGAUGUAGAUUAAAGUGAAAAUAUCGUAUCGCGUGAUACCGAUGAAAGAUGACGGUCAUUGAUUCGACGGGUAACACACGAAUGUGUGUGGGCAUGUGUGCACAUUACAUUUGACGAAAGCAUGAAACGAGCUGAUGCGUGCGUGAGCAAUAAGUAGACGCUCAUUUCGGUCACGACUCGGUCGCUACAACCACGUGGCUGUUCGCCACCUACGUGAUUAUGAGAGACUGUCACGGAGUUGCGUACGCGCUUCAUUUACGUUUCACGUAAAACGGAGACACGGUCGAGGCUUACAUUUCUGAGGUGCUUGCUGUAACAUCCGAUACCUGAAAAAUACGGAAGAUCUGAAUUGGAAACAGAUGAACAAUUCUAAAUUUCUCUCAGGAUAAUGCAUGAACUGACAACUCAUGAUUUCAUUGCAUGGAUUCAAGUGAAUAAUUUCCUUCGCGACAGAAAGAGAAAGAGAGAGAGAGAGCAUCGAAGAAAGUGCAUAAUGUGAUCAUCCCGAAAUAAUUUAAUGUAUAUAUAAGAUAUAUACAAGAAGAAAACCCCAUUGCCUUCAUUCAGCCUACGAGUGAAAUGGUAGCAUUCUUUUAUGCCGGAGAAGGAAAAAUUUCUGCCAAACGCAUUUGAGUUCUAAAGAAACAUGCUAAAACUUUCACGUUUGCUUACGUAAAUUUGCGUAAAAAAAUUCUCUUGGCUAGAGAACAUGGAGGAUAUAAAAGUGCCGAACCUAGGGCACGCCGCAUCGGCCGCGUGUUCUAUGGCGUCCAACUUCUUGGCACCGGUGAAGACCGAGCGCCAAAUCUAUGAGAAUUCGAUGCUCGAGGACGAUCCUAAUGCCAAUUCUGUGGUGCCGACCUCGCAGGAAGACAGGACUGUGCCCAGAUGGGGUCCAAAUCACAAAGGCGCCCAGGAACUUGCGAAUUUGUACAGCACCGGAAAGAGAACACAAGAAGGAAUCUGUGUGGGAAUUUGCAUCACUCUCAUAGCUGUGAAUUCUAUGUUCGUACUCAUCAAAUUACGACUGGAAAAUUUGAGUUCCAUAGCAAUAGCUGCUCUGUGUGGUAUCAUUACGGCUGACUUUGGUUCUGGUUUGGUUCACUGGGCGGCGGACACCUGGGGAUCCGUUGAACUUCCGAUCCUGGGAAAGAACUUUUUACGACCAUUUCGUGAGCAUCAUAUAGAUCCUACCAGUAUAACAAGACAUGAUUUCAUAGAAACUAAUGGCGAUAAUUUUAUGGUCGCAAUACCAGUCCUGUCUAAGCUUACAUGGGACUUUUUAACAUUACCCGAAGCAGAAUUACAACAAAAGUUCGUGUGGACGUGCUAUUGGUUCCUGCUUGCCAUUUUUGUAGCAAUGACUAAUCAGAUACAUAAGUGGUCGCAUACGUAUUUCGGAUUACCCACUUGGGUUGUGUGGCUCCAGGAGCAUAGAAUCAUUCUGCCGAGGAAGCAUCACCGCGUGCACCACGUCGCGCCCCAUGAGACUUAUUUUUGCAUUACUACGGGAUGGCUAAAUUGGCCUUUAGAAAAACUUCACUUUUGGUACAUCCUGGAGGUGAUAAUCGAGUGGUCUACUGGCUGCAAACCCAGAGCCGACGAUCUGAAAUGGGCGCAAAAACGUUCUUGAGAAUUAAUAAUUGUCCUCCUUUCACUACUGUACAUUUUACUAUAUGCUCGAGAUAUUUAACGUACGGCCAAACGUCGGAAACAACCAAAAUACACAGACAUCGAACUAUGAGGUAGAGACUAAAGUUGAAAAGUUUGAUUGGACAAUAGUUACAAAAAAGCUUGUAUACAUGGAGUCUUCAAUUGUUCGAAGAGGUAUCGAGAUAUAUAUACAUAUUAAUACUUCUUUCUUUUAAUACUACGAGGCCUUUUGUGAAAACAGUAUGAGUAAGGACAAAUAACGAUUAUUCGAUAUGCUUUUAAAAUUUACACGUUUUUAAUACAUACGCGCAAUAAUACGUGUAUAUAUAUAUAUAUAUAUAUAUAUAUAUAUAUAUAUGAUACGACAAAUAAGAAAUAAGCAUGAGAAUUUCAGAAUCACGCUUAACAAAAUUGCAAUCAGAUAAAUUUGUUACAACACCACUACGUCGAUAACUUCUUUAUGUACCGCACAAUCAUCGCGUAUCAAAUUGCACAAACUUGUAAAUCUUAUUUCAGCACGAUAUAUAAAACAAUUUGAGAAGCAACCGUGAUAUUGAAGGCCAGGCAUGGGGCGUAAAUAAUAAGCUAAAAUACCUCAUAUUUUUUUUAAACACACGAUGCAUUUUUCUAAUGUGUCAUCAAAACAAAUAAAAGUGAACAUUAUAAAGAUAUACCAUGAAAAA
Molecule: messenger RNA, 4409 nt
Organism: Monomorium pharaonis (pharaoh ant)
Lineage: Eukaryota; Metazoa; Arthropoda; Insecta; Hymenoptera; Formicidae
Gene: Kua
Product: plasmanylethanolamine desaturase
Exons: 5
Coding region: 2783-3706 (307 amino acids)
Molecular function (GO): oxidoreductase activity
Source: RefSeq, a predicted model, not a curated record